UACACGUCCAAACGUAUGCGGAACUUCAGUUGUAAACAAAAACGGACAAUCACUACAUUCCUCUUCUGACCCCCAAAAAUAGAAAAAACGAAAUAUAGUCAUUUCUUGUAGAACGCUGCUUGUUGAAGAUGUUUGGCAGUGGUUGAUGCAAGUGCCAGUUCAUUCCUAUAAGAAGACAUAAUUUGGUGUUGUAGGCCUGCAGAAACGAUUAUAGCCAACAUGUCUAGGAAGCAGACGCCCAAACCUGUACGGAGCAACAAGAAAAGUGAACUGGAACGGAAGAGAGAUGAGAGGGCAGCACGCAGGGCCAUCGUAAAAGACCGCAAGAACCGGCCUCAGGAUGGCGAUGAGGGAGCAGAGUUUGUCAGUUUCUCUAAUCAGCUCCAGGCCCUGGGGCUCAAGCUGAGAGAAGUCCCCGGCGAUGGGAACUGCCUGUUCAGAGCUCUGGGCGACCAAUUAGAGGGUCACUCCCGGGGUCACCUGCGGCUUCGGCAGGAGACUGUCCAGUAUAUGAUGUCCCAUCGACAAGACUUUGAGCCCUUUGUUGAGGACGACGUUCCCUUUGCACAGCACUUGUCCAACCUCUCUCAGCCUGGUACGUUUGCUGGCAAUGACGCUAUUGUGGCUUUUGCUCGCAGUCAGCAGGUGAAAGUGGUCAUCCAUCAGCUCAACACACCACUGUGGGAGAUAAAUGGUGCAGAGAAGCAGGUGUGCAGAGAGCUACACAUCGCCUACCGCUACGGAGAUCAUUAUGACAGUGUGAGGCGGAUUGGAGACAACUCUGAGAGUCCUGCUCAGCUUCGCAUAGAGAAUCUGCAGAAUUCACAAGGCCAGCAGCGCGAGUUUGGGGACGGUCAGAGGGACAGACAGAAAAACUCUUCCCCCACAGCUUCAGAGGAGGACAACGUGAUCCUGAGCUCCAUCAAGAAUCGAGGAAUCCAGGGUGAUGAGGAGAACCUGCUCCAGCUGAGUGCAGCAACCAUCAAUGCAGAAUGGCUUGUUGGCUCCAUGCUGGGCCAGUCCUGUCAGGGCCAGUGUGCCUCAGGAUCCUGCUCAGCCUGCAGAGCUGCAGCCACAGACUGCAGUGAGCAUAAACAGCCAGCAGAGGGAAGCAACAUACAAAAACCAAAGGUAUCUAACAAACAGAGGAAAGAGCAGCAGCGGCACGAGAAGAAGAAACGUCAGGAGGAGAGGCAUCGGCAGAAGUUUCUCCAGAGUAAAGGAAGUCAGGAUCAGAACCAGAACCUACCAGAGGCUGUUACUUUAGUACCAGCUCUCAACACUCUCAGUAUAUAGACUGGAGCAUGGCCAAUAUUACCUACUGCUACUCUAGCUACCGGGGGCUGACGCUGUUUUGCACAUAGUCAAAUUUGAUUCAGUCACAGUGGAUGACUUUUCCUAAAGAGAACCCUAUAGUUUCUUCGCAAACGGUAUAAAGGUGCCUGCAAACUUGUGUGUGUGAGAUGUGUGAAAGUUGUAAAAGAGGGAGAGUGAAAGAGCACAACCUUCAGUGUUAUUGUCGGGUAUUGACUUAAUUCGAUCCCUGGUUGGUGUUGGUGUUGGUGUUCGCAGAAACUCCUCAGAUCUGGUCCACUUCCACUGCUACCUAGCCCCUUUCUAUGCUGGACAUCUGGCUUUCCAUGACAACCAUGCAGGUAAUCUCAUGCAGCUGGGCUUUUUGAUUUGCCACAGAUUGAGUUUAUUCAAAUGUUCAGAUCGUUCUCUUUGUUCAGUCUGACCAAAGGAGGAAGUAAAGGAAGAAUGGGAGAUGAAUGAUUGUUACGCACACUGUGUAAGGAAUGUGGCAAUAAAUAAUAAUAAAUGAUAAUUUACUGUU
This is a messenger RNA of Epinephelus moara (kelp grouper), 1837 nucleotides long. It is a transcript of the gene otud3, whose product is annotated as OTU deubiquitinase 3. Lineage: Eukaryota; Metazoa; Chordata; Actinopteri; Perciformes; Serranidae. Gene Ontology annotation, biological process: protein deubiquitination. Gene Ontology annotation, molecular function: cysteine-type deubiquitinase activity. The coding region runs from base 220 to 1296 and encodes 358 amino acids. The record is from RefSeq and is a predicted model, not a curated record. The transcript is spliced from 8 exons.